AUGGGUGAGUUGAACAUGCUGGCGGUGGGUGCGUACCUCGCUCGCAUGGCGCUGACCAGGCAAGAGAUGCUCCGGGCCACGCAGGCGCGGCACGUGCUGUGGCGGUUUGGCAAGACACUUCGUGCUGGACCCUUUGCCAAGAGCCAGUACCAACUCAGCGAAGAGGUCACGCAGGUGAGGCAGUUCUGGUCGCACUCCUGGCAUGGGAACGUGUGGGCAAAGAUUUGCCUCCUCUUUGUGGUGAGCAAUGGCAUGCCCGCUCUACUCAUCUCCUCGUUUUUGACCAUGAGUGUGCCUGUUCUCUUCCUCCACUUCGCUACCCCGGAAGACGCUCCGGACGCUUGUUUUAUGUGGGGGGCCCAACAAUGCAUCGGCUCCCUGAUUUGCGGACUCACAUUCCUGCUGUGGCAGCCAAGGAAGAAGAUCUUCCUGGACAAAAUCUGCAUAGAUCAGAGCAAUCAGAGCCUCAAGAUGGAAGGCUUGCUGAAUGUUUGUGCCGUGGUGAAGCACUCGAAGUCCAUGUUGGUGUGCUGGGAUACCACCUACAUCCAAAGGCUUUGGUGUGUGCUAGAGAUGGCGGCCGCCUUGAAAGCCCAUGGACGUGCAGCCAGACUGAUCAUCCGACCCGUAAGUUGGGCACCCGUUGUCAUCGUGUCUUUCGUGGGCGUGUCCAUCCUGAUGGCGGUCUACACGCCGCUCCAAGAUUGUUAUUCGUUUGAUGGCAGUGUAACGAUAGAGUCCAUGUUCACCAUCUUGCUUGUGGUUUUCCUUCCGCUCUUCGCGGUGUCACUUCACCUUGCCAGUGGUGCUCUGCGUGCCCAUUUCAGAGCAGUGGACACCAUGCGGGAGCAGCUUCGCAACUUCUCCCUCGAUUUUCCCAUGUGUUACUGCUGUACACUGAACCAUAUCGACCCGAAAACAGGGGAGCCACUGCCUUGCGACCGGCUGGCCAUUGGAGAGUGCAUUCGCUCGUGGUUUGGCUCUGCCGCUGAGUUUGAGACUCUUGUCCAAGAGCAGGUUGCAGACGUCUUAAGCGAAAGGCUCACGAAGUACCCGUUUCCAUACUCCUGGGUUGUUGCGUCGACAGCCCCGAUGGUCUGGUCUCACCUCAGUACGGUCAAAACUUAUGAUAAGAAAGGUUCGAAGGUCCACCAGAGUCUGGGACAUUUCUUAACCAGGAUCACGGUUAUCGUGCUUUCUGGUAACUGGUUUCUCCUCAUGCGCAUGUACUACCUUCUGUGUAUCUGGUUGGCAGCUAUUCCGGUGGCGGUUCUGUGGUGGGCACGUGUGGUGCCAGUAUUCAAACGAAAACAGCACCUUCGCUGGCAGGAAUUCCUGGUUAACAUGGCGUGUUCGCUGUGCCUGGCUGGCAUCUGCGUCCUCUUUGGCGUAGUCGAUGGUCUAACCAUUCUCUACUUGCCCAAUUGGGGCUGGAUUGCGUUCGGGUCGUUGAACCUGGCUGUUUGUGGCCUCACUUAUUUCGGUCCGGGUGCCCGCUGCUGCAAGCCUAGUUGUGCCCUGGCAUCGGACACGAGUCCCGGUGCGAGGUAUCUGGCCUCGGGGGUGCUGACAUCGGACAAUGAGAUGUGGGUCUGGAAUGGCCAGGAUGCGGAUGGAAGCCGGGAGUAUCCCAGCACAGAGCCCCGAGGUUUCUUGCACACGUGCGUCUUCACGUCGAGCGGAAAGGCCUUCAUCUUCGGGGGCUACGAUGGCACGGGUGGGGCGUCCGACGGCCUUGAGGAGCCCGUGCCACGCGAAGAUGGCGUCGACGGUGUCGAGUCGGACCCAGUACUGGACAUGGGUGAGUUUGACAGGCAGAUGCUGGCGGUGGGUGUGCACCUCGCUCGCAUGGCACUGACCAGGAAAGAGAUGCUCCGGGCCACGCAGGCGCGGCACGUGCUGUGGCGGUUUGGCAAGACACUUCGUGCUGGACCCUUUGCCAAGAGCCAGUACCAACUCAGCGAAGAAGUCACACAGGUGAGGCAGUUCUGGUCGCACUCUUGGCAUGGGAAUGUGUGGGCAAAGAUCUGCCUCCUCUUUGUGGUGAGCAAUGGCAUGCCUGCUAUGUUCAUCUCAUUGCUUCUGGCCACGAGUCUUCCUUUUCUCCUCUUCCACCUCACUGUCCAAGCAGACGAUCCGGACGUUUGUUUUAUCUGGCCGACCCAACAACUCAUUGGCUCCCUGAUUUGCGGACUCACAUUCCUGCUGUGGCAGCCGAGGAAGAAGAUCUUCCUGGACAAAAUCUGCAUACAUCAGAGCAACCAGAGCCUCAAGAUGGAAGGCUUGCUGAAUGUUUGUGCCGUGGUGAAGCACUCGAAGUCCAUGUUGGUGUGCUGGGAUACCACCUACAUCCAAAGGCUUUGGUGUGUGCUAGAGAUGGCGGCCGCCUUGAAAGCCCAUGGACGUGCAGCCAGACUGAUCAUCCGACCCAUAAGUUGGGCACCCGUUGUCAUCGUGUCUUUCGUGGGCGUGUCCAUCCUGAUGGCGGUCUACACGACGUUGCAAUCAUGCCGAAUGCUUGAGGAAUCUUUUUCUGGUUUUUCGAUAGAGUACAUGCUCAUCUUGUUGUUUGGCCUCUUUGUGCCUCUCUGCACGGUGUCGCUUCAUCUGGCCAGUGGUGCUGUGCGUGCCCACUUCAGAGCAGUGGACACCAUGCGGGAGCAGCUUCGCAACUUCUCCCUGGAUUUUCCCAUGUGUCACUGCUGUACACUGAAUCAUAUCAACCCGAAAACUGGGGAGCCACUGCCUUGCGACCGGCUGGCCAUUGGAGAGUGCAUUCGCUCGUGGUUUGGCUCCGCCGCUGAGUUUGAGACUCUUGUCCAAGAGCAGGUUGCAGACGUUUUAAGUGAAAGGCUCACAAGGUACCCAUUUCCAUACUCCUGGCUUGUUGGGGCCACAACCCCGGUUGUGUGGUCACAUAUCGGCAUUUCCAUUUUCUCCGCGCUUUCUGGCGAAACUUGGACUCUCACGCACACGUUCUACAUUCUGUGCUACUGGUUGGCAACUAUCCCGAUGAUGGUUCUAUGGUGGGUGCGUGUGGUGCAAGUAUUCAAACGAAAAAGGCACCCUCGGUGGCAGGAUUUCCUGGUCGACGUCGCGUGUUCUCUCUGCCUCGCUGGCAUCUACAUUCUCGUCAGCCUAGUCGAUGGCCUCAUUGCGAUCUUCUUGCCGGAUUGGUACGGGUAUGUGUUCGGGUCGAUGAACCUGGUUCUUCUUGGUUUCACUUACUUCGGUUCAGCAGCCU
Messenger RNA from Symbiodinium natans, 3244 nucleotides. The record is from the annotation of a GenBank genome assembly. Lineage: Eukaryota; Dinophyceae; Suessiales; Symbiodiniaceae.